AUGCUGUUUUUAAAGGAUAAAACUACUGCACGGAAGAUUAAAGAAGCUGGGAUUGCCACUGACGACAAAGAGGCUGCCGAUGAAACAGUGCAGGGUAUUGUCGUGAACACAGGAGAGAAGAGUGAGUUUGGGGAAGUGUUCAAGAUGAUGCAGGCUGAAGAGGCACCAAAAACUCCUCUACAGAAGAGUAUGGACAUCCUGGGUACCCAGUUGUCUCUGUACAGCUUCUGCAUCAUCGGUCUUAUCAUGGGGCUGGGCUGGCUGCAGGGACGGCCCAUACUAGACAUGUUCACCAUCGGUGUCAGUCUGGCAGUAGCUGCCAUCCCUGAAGGCUUGCCCAUUGUGGUCACUGUCACACUGGCUCUAGGAGUUAUGCGGAUGGCCAAGCGGAAAGCUAUCGUCAAGAAACUUCCCACUGUAGAAACUCUCGGUUGUGUGAGUGUGAUCUGUUCAGACAAAACUGGUACCAUCACUAAGAACGAGAUGACGGCCACUGUUAUCGUCACUGCGGAUGGUCAUCUAGCUGAGGUAUCCGGGGCUGGAUACAAUGACCAGGGGGAGAUCCAUAUCCACAAAUGUGACAGUGUGGAGAGAGCGCGGGAAUCAAUCUACAGGUUACUGGAGGUUGGCUGUGUGUGUAACAAUGCUGUGAUCAAUGGGGAGACUCUGCUCGGUCAGCCCACAGAGGGAGCUCUGCUUGCUGUGGCCAUGAAGAAUGGUAUGUUCGGAGUAGCAGACAAGUAUUGUACGCCUGCAGGAGUAUCCAUUACAGCUCGAGCAGAAGAUGAUGGCUGUCAAGUGGUGUUCCCAAGUAUGGUGAC
Messenger RNA from Homalodisca vitripennis (glassy-winged sharpshooter), 821 nucleotides. Its product is annotated as calcium-transporting ATPase type 2C member 1-like. The record is from RefSeq and is a predicted model, not a curated record. Gene Ontology annotation, molecular function: ATP hydrolysis activity; ATP binding; P-type calcium transporter activity. Lineage: Eukaryota; Metazoa; Arthropoda; Insecta; Hemiptera; Cicadellidae. The annotation marks the transcript as partial. Gene Ontology annotation, cellular component: Golgi membrane; endoplasmic reticulum; plasma membrane. Gene Ontology annotation, biological process: calcium ion transmembrane transport; intracellular calcium ion homeostasis; manganese ion transport. The transcript is spliced from 7 exons.